AUGCGGAUGUCCUUGUCCUUGUCCUCCCCCUCCUCCUCUUCCUCCUCCUCCUCCUCCUUUUUGUUCUUCGCCGUCCUCCGUCCCCUCCCUCUGGCCAGGCCCGGGGGGGGGUGCGCGUGCGCCGCCCUUGGGCGCCCAGGAACGCGGCCCACGGGCCCCCAGGAACUGCAUCGGUGGCGUGCAGCUGGCGUCCUCCCACCCUCGGGCUACGCGCUGCUCCGCCUGCCCCACGUCGCGGAGGAGCCAGACAUGCUCCGGCUCACCGCCGACGUCGACAUCGACGGCGUGCGGCAGUGCGGCUUGUACAUCAAGGGCCUCGCACUCAGCGGCUCGUGGCUCGACGGCCAGGUCGUGCGCAUCCGCCCCUACACGCGCGACGUCGCCGGCUCCAACUUCGCGGGGGCCGCGGCGAGGACGAACUUCUCGCUGCAGCUGGGCGCCUCGCCCUGGAGGUCCUUCACGCGCGAGGACUCCGGCAGGCAGCUCGCCGUCGUCGGCCGGGUGACCGUCCGCUUCGUGUGGAGGGAGGAGUUCGGCCAGCGCGUGGAGGCCCAGAGCCUGGAGCUCUCCGUGGUCGGCGAGGGCGGGGAGGCCGCGCUGCUCUCCGUGCUGCAGGCCCCGCACCAGUCCCUGAACCUCGACAUGUGGGGCCUGGGCCGCCUGGGCCACUCGAGGGUCGCGGGCGUGCUCGGCACCGAGGGGCACCCGUCCGCGAUAGAGAUGCCCACGGACGAGUGCAGGGCGGAGGCCGCGCCCCACAAUCCCGACGCUGUGAGCAGGCAUAGGCUGUCGCGGUCUGUGAAGUCAGCCGCCUCGACCCUGAUGGCGAUGGCGUCGUGGUAG
Messenger RNA from Prorocentrum cordatum, 843 nucleotides. Lineage: Eukaryota; Dinophyceae; Prorocentrales; Prorocentraceae. The record is from the annotation of a GenBank genome assembly.